This is a messenger RNA of Drosophila elegans, 1228 nucleotides long. RefSeq lists its product as uncharacterized. The transcript has 3 exons. The coding region runs from base 94 to 1101 and encodes 335 amino acids. NCBI's taxonomy places the organism in Eukaryota, Metazoa, Arthropoda, Insecta, Diptera, Drosophilidae. The record is from RefSeq and is a predicted model, not a curated record.
UUGAUGACUAGCAGCUCUGAUUUUUCCUCAUUUUGUGGAUAGAUUUUUGAUCCGCUUAAUAAGUGCUGUUAAACAAAAAAAAAAAAAGGAAUAAUGCGCAGCAUGUUUUCGAAUCGCUACGAUAAUAAACGUAAUGAGUUCUACGAUAACUAUGAAGCAGCCAGAGAACUGCAUCCGAGUUUACCCUUGUACGAGCGGCCAGUGGAGCCGGACGAGUUGAUGGCCUUCACUCCCUCAAGCGACAGGCGCUUGAAGUCCUAUCGCCAGGUGGCCAAUCAUUCGCGGGAGCAGCUGCUGAGCGAAUCCUGGCUGUCCAGCCAUACACUGCCCAUAGCGGUGCGCCGCAAUCUCGAGCGGAGGAUUCAAAGGCUCCUGAUGCCCAGGUACGAUCCGGCGGUGGCCACUCACGAAUUUAGCCACAAUGGUAUGCCACGUCGUGGUCGUCCUCCCUCCGCCGCCACCAUGGCCAAAUUCGUUUCCAAUUUUGCCGUUCAAGUUGGCGGACUUCCUUGUCCCAUUAAGGAUGAGGUUGAGGUUGAGGUUGAGGAUGAGGAUGAUAGCCAGGAGACGGAUGACUUCAAGGAUUCGGAAGAAUACGAACUCAUCGAUGUCGUGGGCUACUGCGACCCGGAAUCGGUGCCGGUGUCAGAUGUUGUCCUCAAUUUGACCAAAUUCGAACAACUGCAAGAGGUGGGCAAGCAGGACUGCGUAUAUGCGAUGGCCAAUAGGCGUAAGAAAAUGACCAAAGACGUAGGCCACAAUUUGUCUAUGGACCUGCAGCAGGAACAGAACCAUUACCCACCUCCGAUCUCCGAUCUCGACGAGGACAAGGAAAAUAUCCCACUUAUUUUCACGGUAAACUCAUUUUUGGAGGACUAUGAGACAAACACUCGCUACUUUGUUUGCCCAGUGAAAAGUUGCCAGGAGAUAUUUGUACUGCGUCGCGAUUACUACAAGCACCAGCGCGAUUCCGGGCACCACAGCUGGUCACACAAGUGCGACAAGUGUGGCCAGAUUUUCCGCACAGCGGGCUUCAAACGCAUGCAUGCCAACAAAGCCUGCGAACUCAAUCUGAAGAAAAAGAAAUUCAAAACCGAAUGAAAUUAAGCAACUUGUUCGGGAACGAUGCCGGAAUAAAUCCCUCCUACCUCCGUCACUUAUUUUUUCUUUCUGUCACACGGCGAUAAAUGUAUUGUCAUAAAACAAAUAAAUAUUUUGCAUUUUAAAA